Molecule: messenger RNA, 570 nt
Organism: Caenorhabditis bovis
Lineage: Eukaryota; Metazoa; Nematoda; Chromadorea; Rhabditida; Rhabditidae
Source: the annotation of a GenBank genome assembly
AUGAUUUCGUCAACUCUCAAUAAAAUCUCAAGCAGGGCGAUUUCUUCAUCUGUUUCUCUGUUUUCAAAAUCUUCCAUUAGAAAUAAUGAAAAACCAUGGGAGAAUCCGUGGCAGCAGGCGUUGCCUGGCAAAGGGAAAACACUUCCCACAGUUUCCGAAAUUAACGUAGACUGGUCUUAUGUGGAACGAUUAAUGCCAAUUGAAGUUGUGCCAGAGGUACCGAAACAUGAAAAGUAUCCGACACCGAGUGGUUGGAUUCCACCAACAGAUGUCGGAAAAACGCAUUCGUAUUUUGUUAAAAGACGACGCGAUCACCUUCUUCCACUGUAUUUAGAAAAAAAACGAGAUCUAUUAAAUGAAAAGACUCUUGACUUUGAUUAUGUUGAAUUAGUGACCAUCAAAAAUAUCGACGGCGAUGUUUUUAAAUGUGAUUCUGAUCUACGCAGCUAUCUUGAAAAUAAACUUGGACAUCCCGUAGGGACACAUGUCGAUGAGUUGAAAGGCCGAAUCAAAGUAAAGGGAGCGCAUCGAGCAUUAAUUGAGCAAUUCUGCUAUUCUAAAGGCUUUUAA